UAGAACGCCCCGACAGACAAAUAAAAUGGGCUUCCCAUGUCAGAAUUCACGGCAUAACAUCGCCUAUCCGUCUUCUGUUCUCUGAAGAAGAAAACCCAUGGAAAUGGAGAAAACGGCAGAGCAGAUGCAACGAAGAGAAGCCGACCUGUCCAAGACGCUCAUAUGGGACUGCGGAAGCUCGCUUUAUGACUCCUUUGAGCUCGAGUCGCUCAAGCGCCAACUCGACGCCGCUGUGUCUUCUCGUAGCUCCUCCAUGACUCACUUGCCUAGUCGUUGUUCUGGAGCUCGACUGGCUCAGCCGACAGCCAACCGAGCUUCAAAGAGGAUCUCACAACCGCUCCAGAAAUUUAUCCAAUCCCUUUUCAAGUCGCCGAGGGCGACUAAGCCUCGGCCGAAGGACCCAAGUGAUGGGUUUUGCUUUUAUCAGUCGGGUCCACUUUUGGCCAUUCCAAAGGCUUCAGGGGUGGAUCAUGGCGGGUUAUCACCAGAUAUCAGCUUGUUUGUGAGGACAGCCUCAGAGAGACUCAGCUCCACAUCUAUCGGUUAUAUCUCGUAGGCUUGGACAUGAGCAAGAAACUUAUUUAUCAGGCAGCCUCUUUUUCAUUACGUAUGCAGUGUACAUCCAGUGAUGGACCUAUGUUGGGUGUUGAAUAACUUUUCUGAGGUUUUGGGUUUGCUGCACAUUCACUGGGUUAAUGAGUAACUGGAAUAUUUUAUAAAA
This is a messenger RNA of Punica granatum (pomegranate), 721 nucleotides long. Lineage: Eukaryota; Viridiplantae; Streptophyta; Magnoliopsida; Myrtales; Lythraceae. The record is from RefSeq and is a predicted model, not a curated record.